Molecule: messenger RNA, 4596 nt
Organism: Sphaeramia orbicularis (orbiculate cardinalfish)
Lineage: Eukaryota; Metazoa; Chordata; Actinopteri; Kurtiformes; Apogonidae
Gene: hyou1
Product: hypoxia up-regulated 1
Exons: 24
Coding region: 214-3177 (987 amino acids)
Biological process (GO): endoplasmic reticulum unfolded protein response; negative regulation of hypoxia-induced intrinsic apoptotic signaling pathway
Cellular component (GO): endoplasmic reticulum chaperone complex
Molecular function (GO): ATP-dependent protein folding chaperone; ATP binding
Source: RefSeq, a predicted model, not a curated record
AGUGGAUCCAAUGAGGUGACGCCGCGUUCCGGGCCCGACUGCUGCGAACAAGCCGGUUAUAAGAGGAACUAAAAAAAACUACCAAGCGUGACAACAAAGACACUAUCAAUCCAGUGUAAAGGAAUAGAAGUGAUCUGAAAAGAAGCCCGGGGUUGCACAGGCUGUUGGUAUACUCUUCACGGUUGUAUUUGUGCCGGCUGAGGAAAGGUCAACAUGGGGGGGAAGAAACUGGCUGUAUCUGCUCUUUUCUGCCUUGUUUUGGCAUUGUUGCCUUCUCACACAGCUUCUGUAGCUGUCAUGUCUGUGGAUUUGGGCAGUGAGUGGAUGAAAAUGGCAAUAGUGAAACCUGGUGUGCCCAUGGAGAUUGUUCUUAACAAGGAGUCGAGGAGGAAAACCCCCGCAGUUGUGUGUCUGAAGGAAAACGAAAGACUUUUUGGCGACAGUGCAUUAGGAGUGUCUGUCAAGAACCCAAAAACUGUGUACAGAUACCUCCAGUGCCUCCUGGGUAAAAAGUUCAACAACCCCCAGGUGGCGCUCUAUGAGAAAUGGUUCCCAGAGCACCAGCUGCAGGAAGACCCAGUUAGAGGAACCGUGUACUUUAAAAACUCAGAAGACCUGCAGUACACGCCUGAGGAACUCCUUGGGAUGAUGCUCAAUUACUCUCGUGGACUGGCUCAGGACUUUGCAGAACAACCAAUCAAAGAUGUUGUGAUCACCGUCCCGGCCUUUUUCAACCAGGCAGAGCGCAGGGCAGUCCUGCAGGCAGCGCAGAUGGCGGGUCUAAAGGUCCUACAGCUCAUCAACGACAACACAGCUGUGGCCUUGAACUACGGGGUCUUCAGGAGGAAGGAUAUUGAUAGUACUCCUAAGAAUAUUAUGUUUUAUGAUAUGGGCUCUGGAAGCACCACGGCAACAAUCGUCACCUAUCAGACUGUUAAAACCAAGGAGUCUGGCACUCAGCCCCAGCUGCAGAUCCGAGGUGUUGGUUUUGACCGAGGCCUGGGGGGAUUCGAGAUGGACCUGAGGCUGCGGGACCAUUUGGCUAAACUGUUCAAUGACCAGCAGAAGAGUAAGAAGGAUGUGAGGGAGAACUACCGAGCCAUGGCCAAGCUCCUCAAAGAGGCUCAGAGACUCAAGACGGUGCUGAGUGCAAACGUGGAAUUCAUGGCCCAGGUGGAAGGUUUGAUGGAUGACAUUGACUUUAAAUCGAAAGUGACCAGGAGUGAGUUUGAAGCACUGUGCGCUGAUCUGUUUGAGAGAGUUCCCAUUUCGGUGCAGGAUGCCCUCAGCGCUGCAGAGAUGCAACUGGAUGAAAUUGAGCAGGUGAUUUUAGUAGGUGGCUCCACCCGUGUCCCCAAGGUUCAGGAAGUGCUGCUGAAAGCUGUGGGCAAAGAGGAGCUGGGAAAGAACAUCAACGCAGAUGAGGCAGCGGCCAUGGGCGCCGUGUACCAGGCCGCCGCGCUCAGCAAGGCCUUCAGAGUGAAGCCUUUCCUGGUCCGAGACGCAGCUGUCUUCCCCAUUCAGGUGGAGUUUACUCGGGAGACAGAGGAGGAUGGCGUCAAAUCCCUGAAACACAACAAACGUAUCCUUUUCCAGAGGAUGGCACCCUAUCCCCAACGCAAAGUCAUCACAUUCAACCGCUACAAUGACGACUUCGCUUUUGAUGUGAACUACGGCGACCUCAGCUUCCUGAAACAGGAGGACCUCAGCAUGUUUGGCUCUCUGAACCUGACCACAGUCAAACUGUCGGGAGUGGGCAGCAGCUUCCAAAAGCAUUCAGAUGCUGAGUCAAAGGGAAUCAAAGCCCAUUUCAACAUGGAUGAAAGUGGCGUUCUACUGCUGGAUCGGGUGGAGUCUGUCUUUGAAACCAUUGUGGAGGAAAAGGAAGAGGAGUCGACAUUAACGAAACUGGGAAACACAAUUUCCACCUUGUUUGGAGGAGGAUCCUCAGAACCUGCUCCCAACGUGACUGAACCUGUCCAGGAUGAGGAGGAAGUACCUCCAGAAUCUGGAAAAGACGACAAGGAUCAAGACGGUAAAGGCGAGGCCCAGAAAGACGAAGCUGAUAAGGAGAAGCAGGAUGGUUCAGAGAAGAGCGAAGGAGCAGAGAAAAGCCAAGAGAAGACAGAGGAUGCAGGAAGCAAGACCGAUGCCAAGGAUGAAAAAGAUGCUGAGAAAUCUGCCAACGCUGAAGCAGAAAAGGAAGCAGAGUCAAAGGCAAAGCCUCAGAAAAAAAGCAAGAUAUCCGAUGAAAUCACAGUGGAGCUGGUCAUCAACGAUAUCCUCAACCCCACCACAGAUGAUCUCGCUUCCUCUAAGAAGAAGCUGCAGGAUUUGACAGACAGAGACUUGGCCAAACAUGAAAGAGAAAAGACACUGAACAGUCUAGAAGCUUUUAUCUUUGAGACGCAGGACAAAUUGUACCAGGAGGAUUACCAGCUGGUGGUGUCGGAGGAGGAGAAGGAACAGAUCUCUGCUAAACUAAGUGAAGCGUCUGCGUGGAUGGAUGAGGACGGAUACACAGCCACCACCAAGGAGCUGAGAGGGAAGCUGUCAGAACUGAAGAGCCUGUGUAAGGACAUGUUUUUUAGGGUAGAGGAAAGACGCAAGUGGCCCGACCGCUUGGCCUCCCUGGAAAGCAUGCUCAACACCUCCAGCUUCUUCUUGAGGAGCGCAAAACUGAUUCCGGAGGAUGACCAGAUCUUCACUGAAGUUGAGCUGAAUAUGUUGGAGAAAGUUAUCAAUGAGACAACGACGUGGAAGAAUGAAACCGUAGCAGAGCAGGAGAAACGCUCUCCAAAAGAGCGACCGGUCCUUCUGUCCAAAGAUAUCGAGUCCAAGCUGGCUCUGCUGGACCGGGAAGUCAACUACCUGCUCAGCAAGGCCAAGUUUGCCAAACCAAAAACCAAGGCCAAAGCCAAGAACAGCACCAGCACCGAUAAAAGCAGCAAAGCCAACAGCACAGCAGAGGAGAAAGUCAUCCCUCCUACAGAAGAGAGUACAGACAAGAAGAGUGAAACCGCGGAGGAUGUGAAGCCAGGCGACGCCCCGCCCACCGAGGAGAAGACCGCACAAAAAGACUCAGAUAGCCAAUCACAGCCCACAGAGGAAACGACAACUACAGGACCAACAGAGAAGGUCCAACCUGAAAACAACCACAUAGAGGAUGAAUUAUAACAGCUGGAACUGGAAAACAAAAAGAUUUCACUAUAUUUAUUGACAGUGUAUAAAUGUUCAAGCUCCCUCUCGCUCUGUUUUGUUCGUUUCUUUUUCUUUUUUUUUUUGUUUUUUUUUUUUUGUUUCAGGUUUUUCUUUACUUUUUGUUUUAAUACCCUCGUUUGUUGAACUGCUGGAAGCUGUUUUGGAUAACACUUGGAGACCACUCAUCAUUUUGAACCACAAACACACCCAUACACUUAAUUUCUUCUGUCUUUCAUGGAUUCUGGACUCGUAUAAUUCACCACACGGAAAAGAAAGAAGAUGAAAGCCCCUCGGUCGGACAUGGGUCAAGUUCACAUUUUGUUUUUUUUUAUUUUAUUUUCCUGCUUUAUCCGCUGCACUGCAUCAACAGCCUCGGUGACGUGUCGUGAGGUUAGUGUUUGUCUCGACGUCUGCAUGUGGAUCGACUCCUCACGGCUGCCGAGCGGAAGCACGACUUGUUUGAUUAUUUUUUUAUUUUAUUAUUUUUCCUUUUUUUUAUCAGCUUCAAUCCUGAAAUAAUUGGCCUAAAACUAAAAGUCAAUGCAUGCCAGCUUUUAAUCAAACUUGAAACCAGACAAAAAAAAGUAAAAACAUCCUCACACAUGUUAGUUAAAACUCCUAAUACUAACUGUUCUAAUUGGAAAAAUAAUUAAUUUAGUAAUAAUGUUUAUUGUAAGGGUCCAGUGGCACAAUUACAGAAGUGCUGCUGCUUUUUUUGUUUUUUUUUUCCUUUACUACAUAAAAUCAGGGUUAUCAAUAAUCAUCUGAGAGUAAAUGAUAAUUAUAGAAAGAUAAAUGAUAAAUAUGUUCAAGAAAACUUUAAAAGUGCAGACUAUGAAGUUUCAGUCACUCAGUACUUGCACAAAAACUUUGUUCUGUUGCCGCCAGCACUUGUGUGUUUUGAUUUUUUUUUUUCUUUUAUUGUUUUAUCUGCUAUAUAAAAAAAAAAAAUAAAAAAUCAGGCUGCCUUGGUGGUGCAACUUCUGAAAAGAGGAAUCUGAAAACAAUCCUAAAUCCAUCUGCUUUUUCACCCAGAUUAAACCAACACGACUGAGUUAAUUUCCUCUACUGAUGCCAACACAACCUCUGAAGUGCUUGAAUACGUUUCCGUGACGGCAGACGAACUCCAUGUUUUUCAAAGCCUCAUAAGCUGCUAAAUGUCAUAGAAAAGGUUCGUGCGUUAGUGUUGUCACUGUUCUUUUACCUCGACGGGCCGUUCCGUUCGGUGCAGAUUCUCGCCCAGCUCUUUGGGUCCAUUCAUUUCCGUGGUAAUAUCGGUCUUUUGGAUCAAGACUUUGGGUCACCUGUGUGCUUCUUUUAUGUGUGAGUGAGUGUGUGUGUGUGUGUGUAUGUGCAGCACCCGAGAGCAUUUGACAGGGGGAACUAAAGAAAAAA